Molecule: messenger RNA, 2139 nt
Organism: Adineta steineri
Lineage: Eukaryota; Metazoa; Rotifera; Eurotatoria; Adinetida; Adinetidae
Source: the annotation of a GenBank genome assembly
AUGCCACCGAAUGUUGAUGUUUGUCGAUAUCCUUCUAAUACAAUUACAAAACUAAAAAUGGACGCCAUGUUCACAUUCAGUGAAGAAGAAUUGAAUACAGGAACUAUUCAUUCACAUGACGAAUCAGCCAAUAGUAGUCCGUCGACGUCAACUAUGUUGACGACAACAACAACAACAACAGCAAUAACAGAAAAUGUAGGACGACCACAAAUAAAACGACCAUCAUCAUUAAAUGUAUCGAAGCCAACAGAACUUGUCUUACGUGAUACAACAAAUGCCGGAUGUAAAUCGGAAAGUUCGCCGACAAAUAGCGUGCAAAAAAGACAACAAAAAAAGAAAAAACGUCGAACAGCUAAUUCAUAUUCUGAUAUAUCAUUCAAUGAUAAAUAUAAAUUAACUGAAGAAUUACUAGGAACCGGUGCACACGGAGUUGUUAAGACGUGUCGCGAUCGAGUGACAAAACAAGAAUAUGCUGUUAAGAUAAUCAGUAAAGCGCGUCAUCCGAAUCGAACGCGUGUUUUCAAAGAAAUUGAUAUAUAUUAUCAUUGUCGUGAUUGUGAAAAUAUUCUAAGCAUUAUUGACUUUCUCGAAGAUGAUGAAUAUUUUUAUCUUGUCUUUCAAAAAAUGGAAGGCGGACCAUUACUCAAUCACAUAAUGAAACGUGGUCGUUUAACCGAACGUGAAACUAGUUUAAUUGUACGUGAUAUUGCUAAUGGUCUUAAUUUUCUUCAUUCCAAGGGCAUGUCACAUAGAGACUUAAAACCGGAAAAUAUCUUAGUCGAACGUGCCGAUUCAUUAAUACCGAUAAAACUAUGUGAUUUUGAUUUGGGUUCAGCUAUUCGUCUUAAUAGUAAUAAAACAACGCCAAUUUCAACACCAGAAUUAUCAACACCUGUUGGAUCAGUUGAAUUUAUGGCACCGGAAGUUGUAGAUGCCUGGACAAGUCUUGAGGGUUCAUUACUAAUGUAUGAUAAACGUUGUGAUUUAUGGUCACUUGGUGUUAUUAUAUACAUAAUGUUAUCUGGUUAUCCACCAUUUUAUGGUUCAUGUGGUCAUACAUGUGGAUGGACAAAAGGUGAAGAAUGUGAGCAAUGUCAAAGCUUAUUAUUUGAACGAAUACAAGAUGGAGAAUUUGAUUUUCCUGAUAAAGAUUGGAAAUAUAUAUCUACUGGUGCAAAAGAUUUAAUAAAACAUUUAUUAGUACGUGAUGCAUCAUUGCGUUUAACAGCUGCUGAAGUUCUUCAGCAUCCAUGGGUUAAAAAUAGUCAAGAGCUUGAUGAUGAACGUACAUUAAAUACACCAGAGCUUUUACAACGUCAUGAUAGUAUUCGUCGUUUAGAAUCGUUUACGAAAGAUGCAUUGAGUAUAACAAAAAUGAUUGAAGAACGUAAACGUAUGAUACAUUAUCGUUCGCAUAGUACGGAUAGUUUAAAUCAGAAAAGUCGAACACCAUCACAUGAUGAUGAUGCUGACGAUGAAGAUUUUAAUAAAGUCGAUACAGCAAACAGUAGUGUAAAACGACGUAUACGAAAGAAGAAGAAACAACAAAAUAAAGAUCAAACUAAUAAUAACAACAACAAUAAUGAUGAUGAUGAUGAUGAUAAUCAAAAUUUUGAUAAUUUAAGACGGAGAUUAUCAAGUGCUACAAUGACAUCAGGUGAUGAGGAUAUUGGUGGUGAAGAAGAUAUGUAUGGUUGUAGUUUUAAAACGGUUAUACAUCGGCCAAUACCACAUUUUUAUUUACCUUCAUCAGACAAUUUGGCUCCUCCUCCUCCUCCACCACCACCUCAGGUACCUCCACCUCAACCAAUAGCACUUACACCAUCACCAUUAAUUCCAGCGCCACCAUUACCUGUUCUCGUGCUUCCAUCGCCACCUGUUAACUUACCAAUACAUCAUCGAGCUCAUACGGAUACUGAUCUUCUAUUUUAUAAUCAACAAGCUCAACCUGUUUUUUAUCCAACGGGUUGGUAUCCACCAUUACCACCAGGUUUUAUAUAUGCUCCUCCGCCUCCACCUCCACAUCCCUCGCCAUUUGUUAUGCAUCAUGCAUCUUUUCGAAGUUCAUCAGUUGAUUGUCGCCGAACGGCAAAUAAUGUUAAUGAACCUUAUAUAAUACAUCCGGAACGGGUUUGGUAA